AAAGCCAACAGUGUCUUGAUGGGAAAGGAGAGGCAUGGGAAAGGCUGGAGUAUCUUAAGCCUGCUCAGUGGAUGGGGGUUGUGGGGGAGAGGUAGCUUGGAGACAGGCCUCCCUGUGGAGUUCAGAGCUGAGCUGCUGUCCAAAUCACUGGUCCCUGGAAUCUACAAAACAGAACCGAGAACUGCAGAGGUGCAUCCAGAGGAGCCGCACUCCAAAAGGACAACUUUCAGAGGCCAUGCGGCAAGCCCUGCUGUUGCUAGUGGUGGUGCUGCGCCCCAGCUGGGCAGACCCUCCGCAGGAGAGGGUCCCGCUCUUCCGGGUCACUCGGCAGGGCCCCUGGGAGAGCAGUGGCAGCAACGCCACCGACUCGCCCUGCGAGGGUCUGCCCGCCGCUGAGGCGACGACCUUGAGCCUGGCGAACCGCAGCCUGGAGCGCCUGCCCGGUUGCCUACCGCGCACACUGCGCAGGCUCGACGCCAGCCACAACCUGCUGCGCGCGCUGAGUGCGUCGGAGCUCGGCCACCUGGAGCAGCUGCAGGUGCUGGCCCUCCGCCACAACCGCAUCGCCGCGCUGCGCUGGGGCCCGGGCGGGCCGGCGGGGCUGCGCACCCUGGACCUCAGCUGCAACCAGUUGGCAGCCCUUCCGCGGUGCGCCGGCCCCGCGCUGAGCAGCCUCCGCGCCCUGGCGCUCGCCGGGAACCCGCUGCAGGCGCUGCAGCCCCGGACCUUCGCCUGCUUCCCUGCGCUGCAGCUCCUCAACCUCUCCUUCACCGCGCUGGGUCGCGGCCCCCAGGGGGGCAUCGCCGAGGCGGCGUUCGCUGGAGAGGACGGCGCGCCCCUGGCCACGCUCGAGGUCCUGGAUCUCAGCGGCACGUUCCUCGAACGGGUUGAGUCAGGGUGGCUCAGAGACCUGCCAAAGCUCACAUCCCUCCACCUGAGGAAGAUGCCUCGGCUGACGACCCUGGAGGGGGACAUUUUCAAGGCGACCCCCAACCUGCAGCAGCUGGACUGUCAGGACUCGCCAGCACUUGCUUCUGUCGCCACACACAUGUUUCAAGACACUCCGCACCUACAGGUCCUUCUGUUCCAGAACUGCAACUUGAGUUCCUUCCCUCCUUGGACCCUGGAUUCCUCCCAGGUCCUAACGGUCAACCUCUUUGGCAACCCCCUCACUUGCAGCUGUGACUUGUCUUGGCUUCUCAUGGAUGCGAAGAGAACUGUCCUAAGCAGGGCAGCAGACACUGUAUGCGCGCCAGCUGCGGGAUCCAGGGGCCCCUUCUCAGCCUCCCUGUCACUCUCCCAGCUGCCUGGAGUGUGCCAGUCCGACCAAAGCGCCACCCUCCGGGCUUUGCACCUACCCUGGUUUGACCCCUCCACCUACGCACCGGGUCCCACCGUCACGCCCAGUGCAGCUCCCGACACCCGACCUGCGGGAGCCCAGCAGAAUGUCUCCAAGGCCCCUACCGUCCCUGUGGGCUCCCGCGCGAUAGCUGCAUGGCCGCACAGCGAUGCGGGGGAAGGCACUGCCCCCUCCACGACCAACUCUGUAGCAGGUCACAGCAACUCCAGCGUUUUCCCCAGGGCUGCCAGUACCACCAGGACCCAGCAGCAAGGAGAACAUGCCCCCGGCCCUGUCCUUGAGCCUGACAUCUCAGCUGCCUCCACCCCACUGGCCAGCAAGCACCUAGGCCCCUUCACUACCUCGUGGAACGACAUACACUCACCUCAGCCCGGCCAGAGGACACAGGCCACCCCCCAGGUCCCCAACCCGACUCCUUCCGAGGGCGGGAUUCCAGUCUUCCUGCUGGAUGACUACAGUGAGGAGGAGGAGAAGGGGACGGAGGAGGAGGUGGGAGCGCCUUACCAGGACGUCUCCUGUGAUUACCACCCCUGCAAGCACCUACAGACGCCGUGUGCAGAGCUGCAGAGGCGCUCGCGGUGCCGGUGCCCCGGCCUCAGCGGGGAAGACACCAUCCCAGACCCGCCCAGGCUGCAGGGGGUGACAGAGACCACGGACACGUCGGCACUGGUCCACUGGUGUGCCCCCAACUCGGUGGUGCACGGGUACCAGAUCCGCUACUCUGCGGAUGGCUGGACGGGGAACCAGUCAGUGGUGGGGGUCAUUUACGCCACGGCACGGCAGCACCCUCUGUACGGGCUGUCGCCGGGCACUACCUAUCGUGUGUGCGUGCUGGCGGCCAACAGGGCCGGCCUGAGCCAGCCGCGGUCCUCCGGCUGGAGCGCGUGCACCGCCUUCACCACCAAGCCCAGCUUCGCGCUUCUGCUAGCAGGGCUGUGCGCUACCAGCGGCCUGCUGCUCGUUAGCACCCUGGUGCUGUCCGCGUGUCUCUGCAGGCGGGGCCGGACGCUCCGCCUGCAGCGCAGCGACACACACUUGCUGGCCUACAAAAACCCGGCCUUUGACUACCCGCUGGGGCUCCAGACGGUCAGUUAGGCCAGCUUCUGGGCUAACGCCUCCAAUCGAACUGGAUCUGAGCGCAGAAAAAAAGAUACAGAGUCAAAAACAACUGCAUCCGCUCCUAGGGUUUCUAAUUCCCGUGAAGCUAGAAUGCCUUGGGCACACAUGGAACUUGCCACAUUGAGUUUCUCAGUCCAAGGAACAAAUGCCCUCCCUUCCUUCUACUUCACACUCUGUUCCCAGAAACCUGAUAGUAGAUACCAGAUCACUCCCAGUGCC
Cebus imitator (Panamanian white-faced capuchin) is the source of this 2698-nucleotide messenger RNA. It is a transcript of the gene LRRN4, whose product is annotated as leucine rich repeat neuronal 4. The record is from RefSeq and is a predicted model, not a curated record. The transcript has 5 exons. Bases 236 to 2455 code for a protein of 739 amino acids. Gene Ontology annotation, molecular function: protein binding. NCBI's taxonomy places the organism in Eukaryota, Metazoa, Chordata, Mammalia, Primates, Cebidae.